AUGGGAUCACCAGAUUUUCCAACUUUAAGAUUGAUUUUGCCUAAGUUCCUCUACAUUAAGGGACAUUGUCUAGUCAGGUUUCUUUCUCAAAGACAACUUCUUAUUCGUAUGGAUCAAUAUGAUGAUUUUGUGGCUUCAUUAUUAAGAGGCGUGAAUUAUGUCAUGCACUACGGCAAAGAGCAUCAAAUUAGGAUUUUCCCAUGGACUAUUGGAUUCAACCCUAAGGAGGAGACUUCACGUGCGGCAGUAUGGAUUUCGUUUCCAAACCUAUCGACUGAUUUGUUUGCUAAGAAAUCUUUGCUUUCCAUUGCUUCAGUAGUCGGGAAACCUAUUACUGUGGAUAAGGUCAUGCAAGUGAGAUCAAUACCUAGCACGGCUAGGGUUAGGGUGAUCCUUGACUUAUUGGACAAACAUUCAGAUCGUAUUCAACUUCAAAGUGUGGACAAAGUUUCGAGCAGAAUUAUUGAUGAGUUUCAAGAGGUCGUGUAUGAUAAUUUGCCUCAAUAUUGCACCCAUUGUAAGCACCAAGGUCAUGAUGAAAAAAAGUGUCGAUUGUUAAUUGGAAAAAACAUAGUGGUUCAAAAAGAAGAUGUUGCGGCAAUGGAGAUUGAGGGAGCUUUGGUUGAGAAAUUGCAAGGAGAUGCACGUCGAGCAUUGGCUAGGGUGUUCGAAAACAUAGCUGAAAGCUCAAGGGUUAGAAAGGAAGAUGCUCUAGAUUUGCGUCCUAAUCCGAAAAGGAAUGAGGGUAUUCCGUCGAGUAAUAGUAAAACAGAGGUAGUCGAUUCUCUUAGUGGCAAUGAAAAUCAGGAGGUUUUGGUUGGAAAGGUGCAAGAGGUGGUGCAACCGGCCAAAAUCAGCAAGUUGCCUAGUUUUGGUGAUAUGGGUGUUGCAGUUUGGAGUUCGACGGUUUCCAAGAAAGCUAUGGAUUUGAACAAUGCUAGAGAUGAUGCUGAAAGUGAAGGAUGGAUAGUGGUCUCACGCAAACAAUCUAUUAGUCCUCAAAUUGUCAAAGAACUUAAUGUGACAAAGGAACAAGGCAUUGCAACAAAGCACAUUGUGUGUCCUAACACUUUUGAGGCUCUUUCAGGUAGAGAUGAGCACCAAUCUGGUUCGGGAUGUUCUAACCAUUAG
Molecule: messenger RNA, 1131 nt
Organism: Lycium barbarum (goji berry)
Lineage: Eukaryota; Viridiplantae; Streptophyta; Magnoliopsida; Solanales; Solanaceae
Exons: 2
Coding region: 1-1131 (376 amino acids)
Source: RefSeq, a predicted model, not a curated record